AAGUGUAUUGGCUAAGAUUCUCAAGCAACAUGUCCCACAUGUGCAUUAAAUCUAUACAAAAAAUAUUAAUUUCUAGAUCAUAUUUAUCAUCGUCAACUGCUGUAUUUGGUAGAAAAACGAAUUAUGCCCGAAAUUUGCCAGAAUCUGAGGCUGUUUCCAAUGAAACCUUAAGAAAAACGCCUAAAAAAACUCGAUCUAAAUUUUCGCAAGAAGAUUCAUUCGGUUCUUUAAAAUCGUUUUCCAAACGAGACAAGCGAAAAGCCUUAAAUAAAGAGAGUAUUUGGGCAGAAAACUUUGGAACUUUGUCUGUGCCUGAAACAUACGAAAUUGAGGAUUCAGAGAAAAUCAAAGAAGAGGAUAGAAAAGCCGCAAUAGAAAAAACUAAAGAUAGAAAGCCUAAACUACAUUAUGUGAAACAGGGAAGGUACUCUUUAGCUUGGUUUGGAAGGAAAAUUGAAAAAUUAACAACUAAGGGAAAGGUUUCGGAGGCUAUACGAUACUUUGAAAAUGAAAUGAUAGCAAAAUUUCAGAUCCAUCCUAGUAGUCACACGUUUACAGUGUUAAUAAGUGGAUGUGCCAAAAUAGGACAUGUCGACAAAGCUUUUGAGUUAUAUGAGAAGAUGCUCAAAUGGAAAAUCGAACCAGUCAGUCAUACAUACGCCUCUCUUUUUAAUUCAAUCGCAAAUUCACCUUAUAGAAGUAAAUAUCUAAAUCAAGCAAAAGAAUUAAAGCAUUCUUUGGAGAGCAAUCAAACUGAACUUCACCCAAUUGUUUACAAGACUAUGCUAAAACUUUUUGCCUUAUCGGGAGAAAUUGAAGAAGCCGUUGAUAUCGUAGAAGGAAUGAUUAAUAAAAAAAUGAAAAUUGAUGAAAUUGUCUUUAGUCAUUUAUUAAUGGCAUGUAUUUCUCAUAAGGAAGCUGGAUUGAAAUUAGCAAUCGAGGUAUUCAGAAGGAUGCGUAGAAAAUAUGUUAAACCAACAGCUAUUCAUUAUAAUCUCUUGUUAAGGGCUGUUAGGGACUGUGGAGCGGGUACUGCAGCAUAUAGUCAAACUCUUUUGUUACCUAAGUCGGAAAAGUCUCAAGGGGAAACCUUUUGGCAGUCACUUAAAGGAGAAUUAAGGUUGUUAAAUGAACAAUUAUUGCUAGAUUCUGGUAAAGUUGAAUUAGUAACAUCAUCUAAGUCCAAAACCUUAAUUCGUCAAAGUCAUAAUGAAGGAACAUUAAAACCUUACGAUGAUACACUCGAAAAGCCUAGUGUUCGAGAUUUAAUUGAAAGGAAGGGUGUAUCUGCUCUCGACUCCGAAAUUCCUGAUCUCUUGUCCAACAAAAGAGAUAACUUAACGUCUGUCAUUGAACUGGGAAAUCUAGAGAAAGCUGAACAUCGUUUAGCUCUCCUCGGCGGUGUCCCUGGCAUUUUAAACCAUAUGAAAGUAGACUCUGCCUCUCCAGAUGUAAAAACGUUGAGCCUCAUGCUACCCUCGAUUCCGCAAAGCAGAGAGGCGGAAAUAGAUUUAAUAAACGCAUCGAAAGCCUUCGAUAUUGCUCUGGAUAUCGGAUUUUAUAAUCAACUUAUAAAACGUCGAGCUUUAAGACACGAUACGGAAGGUUGCUGGGAAAUAUUUUAUCAUUUGACAGAAAAUAAUUUUCAAUGUGACGAGAGAACAUUCGGGUGUUUAGCUAUGAGUUGUCGAAAUAUGGCUGAUGGGGUUCGACUAAUAGGCUAUUUACAGGUUUCUGGAAUGGAUAUAACAAAAGAAAUCUGUGGUAUUCUUAUGCAGGCAAGUUCCCAGAACUUCGAAUACAAACUUCACAUAUUAGAAUAUAUGAACGAGUCCGAAAUUGAACCAAACUUCCAAUUGAUUAAAAAUAUUGAAAGAGACGUUUCUAUAGCUAAAAAACAAAGUUUAAAUAGGGAUCUCGGUAAACACGUAGAAGAUUACUAUAAAUCAAAACAUUUCAAGGAAUUUUUUAAGAAAUUUAUGUCGAAAUAUAAAUCUUGGCUAUUGAAUACAAAAUUGGCAGAAGAAAAGAACGUAUUCGAAAAUUUUGAUAGAACUCCUGAAAAUUUUGACGAAUCAGAAGAACAAAUUGAAAGAAUUAAUUUAUAG
Messenger RNA from Dimorphilus gyrociliatus, 2108 nucleotides. NCBI's taxonomy places the organism in Eukaryota, Metazoa, Annelida, Polychaeta, Dinophilidae. The record is from the annotation of a GenBank genome assembly.